Messenger RNA from Tarenaya hassleriana, 1075 nucleotides. RefSeq names its product gibberellin 20 oxidase 2. The record is from RefSeq and is a predicted model, not a curated record. NCBI's taxonomy places the organism in Eukaryota, Viridiplantae, Streptophyta, Magnoliopsida, Brassicales, Cleomaceae. Gene Ontology annotation, molecular function: dioxygenase activity. The transcript is spliced from 2 exons. Bases 1 to 1008 code for a protein of 335 amino acids.
AUGGAACAUCAUCCAUCAUCAUCGUCAUUGAAACUCCCGGUCUUCGACAUCUCCAAGCCAUUAAGCGAUUCGUCUCUAACGUCUCUGAACGAAGCGUGUAGAGAAUGGGGAUUCUUCCACGUCAGCAACCACGGCGUGUCCAGCCACCUCUUCGAAAAACUCCGGCGACUUUCCGGCGACGUGUUCGGUCUCUCUUACGAGACGAAGAUGAAGGUCGGACCGUGUUCUUUGUUGAACACUUACACUCCACAUUUCAUCGCAUCUCCCUUCUUCGAGAGCCUUCGUGUCUCUGGUCCUGAUUUCUUCUCCUCCGCCAAUUCAUCCAUUGACGUUUUGUUCGACCAAACCCUGCAUUCUGAAUUCAGCGAAAUACUGAAAGAAUACGGAGAAAAGAUGACAGAAUUAUCAGAAAAAAUCAUCAAAGCAAUCCUCGCAAGCUUCAAGAACGAUCUGGACAAGAAAUACUACGAAUCAGAGUUCAAAAACUGCAAUGGCUACUUCAGAAUCAACAACUACACACAUCCGACAACCACAGAAAUCUUCCGACAAGAUCACCAUCAUCAUCGAGACGAAGACGAAGGAGAGGAAGAAGGGCUUGGAAUGCAUACGGACAUGAGCUGCAUCACGAUCGUGAACCAGGACGAGGUAGGAGGGCUGCAAGUCAGAUCCAACGGUGGAGAUUGGUUCGACAUAAACCCUAACGCCGAUACUUUGGUCGUCAACGUCGGAGACUUGUUGCAUGCAUGGAGCGACGGACGGCUGAGAUCGUCUCAGCACAGGGUGGUCAUGAACCGACGCAGUUUCACGAACAGAUUCUCCGUGGCGUUCUUCUGGUGCUUCGCCGAUGAAAAAGUCGUUUAUGCCCCUGAUGACGUGGCGGGUGUGAGGGUGUUUCGGUCAUUUACGUGUGGGGAUUAUUUGAGGUUUAGGGAGAGUAACGAGAAAGGGAAGUUCGAGAAGGUUGGGUACACUGUCAAAGACUUCGCAGGACUUGACGGCGGAACUUGAGAUUAUUUUUUAUUUUUAUUUUUUGUAAAUUUGGUUUUACUAAUCAAAUAAUAAUUUUGUUUUUUUU